AUGGUGUUUCAGGUUGCGAUGGUUGAAUCGUUCAACAGGCAGAAGCGCAAGUACACGGUUUGGUUGACGAAAUACCACGUGGAAGCGGAACUUUACUCAAACCAUCUUCUACAGCCAGGGCACUUCUUCAAAGGACGGUUUUCGAUUGGUGGUAAACACAAGUCGAAAUGCCACGAUUACCUGCAUGAUUUGCCUAUUCCUGAAGGAGUCCGUGGUUAUUAUGAUACUGAAGCAGACAAACUAGAGAUCGAAAGCAUUAAUUUUUCAUGA
Molecule: messenger RNA, 270 nt
Organism: Cooperia oncophora
Lineage: Eukaryota; Metazoa; Nematoda; Chromadorea; Rhabditida; Trichostrongylidae
Source: the annotation of a GenBank genome assembly